Messenger RNA from Argiope bruennichi, 3263 nucleotides. Its product is annotated as cAMP-dependent protein kinase catalytic subunit 1-like. The record is from RefSeq and is a predicted model, not a curated record. Lineage: Eukaryota; Metazoa; Arthropoda; Arachnida; Araneae; Araneidae. Gene Ontology annotation, biological process: peptidyl-serine phosphorylation. Gene Ontology annotation, molecular function: ATP binding; cAMP-dependent protein kinase activity. Bases 16 to 1440 code for a protein of 474 amino acids. The transcript has 12 exons. Gene Ontology annotation, cellular component: cAMP-dependent protein kinase complex; nucleus.
GUAGGUGAACAAGUAAUGAAUGGGCGCAGAAAUCCGAAAUGUCCCCCAGGUGUUUGCAUCAAGACUAAAAAGUUCAAACUGAAGCUCUUUAAGAUGCCUUUCAUGAAUAGGAAAAAGAAAAACAAAGGUGAAGGGUCGGUUAUAUUGACGGGAAUCGUCAAGCCUCGCGACGAAGGUGGGAUCGCAAGUGCUGCCCAAUCGACUUCAAGUCUUGACACCCUUAAGGUAGAAGGGGCAGACAGUACCGGAUCAUUACCGGAUCCUGAGAUAACUCGGAAAUCUGCAUCAGAUAAUAAUCUGAAAAGCAGCAGCAGUCUCGGAAAUAAUCUUCAGCAAACUUCUAAAAUAAAGUCCUUGAGCACUUUAGCAGUCGGAAAGUUCAAAACAAAGGACAUGGCUCCUACAGCUAAAAACCCUGAAAAGGAUAUUGUAAAGAUCUUUCUUGAAGAAGCAAGGAAAGAUUUUGAAGAAAAAUGGAAUAAUCCUAGUAAAAAUACAGCCUCACUAGAUGAUUUCGAUCGUAUCAAGACGCUAGGAACUGGAUCUUUUGGACGUGUUAUGCUUGUUCAACACAAAACUGCAAAAGAAUACUAUGCUAUGAAAAUCCUUGAUAAGCAAAAAGUUGUGAAACUAAAGCAAGUUGAGCACACAUUGAAUGAAAAGAAAAUCUUGCAAGCUGUCAGCUUCCCCUUUCUUGUGAAAUUAGAAUUUCAUUUUAAGGAUAGUUCAAAUUUGUAUAUGGUUCUUGAGUAUGUCCCUGGUGGUGAAAUGUUUUCACACCUUAGGAGAAUGGGUCGUUUCACUGAGCCUCAUUCAAGGUUUUAUGCAGCACAAAUAGUCCUUGCAUUUGAAUAUUUGCAUAGUUUGGAUCUGAUAUACAGAGAUUUGAAGCCUGAAAAUCUGUUGAUCGACCAGCAAGGCUACAUUAAAGUCACUGAUUUUGGAUUUGCUAAACGAGUAAAAGGUAGAACAUGGACCUUAUGUGGAACUCCAGAGUAUCUUGCUCCUGAGAUUAUUCUCAGCAAGGGAUAUAACAAAGCUGUUGAUUGGUGGGCUCUGGGUGUUCUGGUUUAUGAAAUGGCAGCUGGCUAUCCUCCUUUCUUUGCUGACCAACCCAUACAAAUUUACGAAAAAAUCGUAUCUGGAAAGGUUCGUUUCCCAUCACACUUUACAUCAGACUUGAAAGAUCUGUUGAAAAAUUUGCUGCAAGUGGAUUUAACCAAGCGAUAUGGGAAUCUGAAGAAUGGCGUGAAUGAUAUCAAAAAUCAUAAAUGGUUUGCAACUACUGAUUGGAUUACGAUAUUUCAGAAGAAGGUGGAAGCUCCUUUCAUUCCAAAAUGCAAAGGACCAGGUGAUACCAGCAACUUUGAUGACUAUGAAGAAGAGGCACUGCGCAUAUCAUCAACGGAAAAAUGUGCCAAGGAAUUUGCUGACUUUUAGUGUUUGCAUCAGUUCUACACUCCUAACUGCGGAGUAAACGUUGUAGCCCUUUUUAGCUGGGCAUAAAAUAAAAUUAACUGAAAAGGGAAGAGCAUUGUGUUGCCAAUGAUAGCUUGUAAAACAAUGCACGGAAACAAAAAUCAUACAUACCAAAUCCCAAAAACCAAUCUAAUCUACCAUCACUGUGCACAAGGAAUUAAAAUAUUUUGACAUUUUGAUGUUUUAAAAUGUCAGUGACAUUCUAAAGAGUAUUAGCUUUCAUAAUUUUAUCAUGAAAGAUUCUUUAUUUUAUGGUAAUGCAAAUGUUCCAUGCUUAUGAUUUAUAUUGUAUGGUUAUUUUUAAUACAUGUCUUUGCUACAAGCUGAUAUUUGUUUUGACAGCUUAGUAACAUCAGAAGUUGGAAUACAAAUAUCAAUUUUAUGUUUUUAUUUUCUUAUUAAGCUGGUGUCAUCUUUAAGAUGUUAAUAACUAAGCCGAUAAAUGCAGAGCUACAUUAAUGUUUCUGUGUAUAGUGUACAGCAAUGUCAUCGGAUUUUAGGAUACUAGACUAUUAAAACUUAACGCUCCAUCCGUGUGCCCAGUUGAGAAGACAGCUGUAUACUUGUCUUGCCUGUUGCAACAAAACUAAUGGCCAGAAUUGAAAACUUUAUUUUGUAGAUUUAGAAGUUUUGUAUUAAAAAGUAUUGAUAUAAAACAUUAUGAAAUCAAGAAUAGUGGGGAUUAGUAUGUGACAAUGCAUAGUACUAUUGUUCAUUUUCCACGGAUCUUUAGUGCGCGCGCUGGCACAGGAAAUGGUUCUAAUAUUUUCCCAUUGCUGAAAAGCACAUUUCUUCAUUAGCUGCUGUACAUAGUUUUAUGUUUCAUGCCAUAGCUGAAGUUUUAAAAUCAAGAGUCUGUGUUGAAAUGCCUUGUGAUUUGCCUUGAAAUAUUAUUUCAUGUUUUGCUUAGUGUUAUAAAUUGUUAUUGUUUCAUUUUAUAGAGCUGGCUUUUGUCAAUGCUUAGUGUGGUAGCUGUUAUUUGUGACGUGACCUUGCAACUUCAUUCAGUUCCCUCAGGAGUGGGUGGUAAUAUUAACAUUUCAUUUAAAGUAUUUUGAUUCCCAUGCUUUAAUCUUAUAGACAUGUUAUAGCAUGGUCCAUUUAUUACAUUAAAUUUACAUUAAAACAUUAAUUAUACAUUGAUCACAGAAAUGCAUCUGUUUGGGAAAGAAAGAGUAGAUAUAGAUAUCUUUUUUCAUUGUGCAGCCACAGAUUUGUAAAGCAAAUUAUAUAUAUAUAUACAUAUGUGUAAUAAAUUUUAUUAGUGGAUCAGUGGAACUUGAAUGGCAGCCAGUGAAAAAUGAAACAAACUAGUCGGAAAUUAGCAGUCAGUUGCAUGAGCUGAAGCUCUUGUCUGUAUAACUCAUUGCCAUGUAUAUUUGUUAAUUCGUGUUUAAAGUUGUUCUUGUAUUAAAGAUUCUUAUGCUAUAUAUUUAUUAAAUGUGUUUCUUCAUUCCAUUUCAUUUGACAAAAUUAAAACAUUGUCCCGUUAAGAGUUCAUGAACUGUUUUUUAAUAUAUUAUAAAUUUUUUAAUUGCUGUUUUCUAAUAUAUUUUAGACAUUUAAUAAAACAAACCUAAAUAAAUAUAUCAAUAAAUUAAAAUCAUUAUAAUUGUUUCAAGUGUCUAUUUCUGUCUAGAUAUACUACUAGUACUCGUCAACUAACAAUAUCAGUUUUGCCUCCCUGUGUGCUAAAUUGUAUUGUAAAAUUCUAAAAACUACAUUUAACUUUAUAACUUCAUGACUUUACUGAAAAAUUGAUAAUAAAUUGAUUUUUGUUUGCA